AAACCAUUCUUGAAAAAUGAAAUAGUACCUUAUGUUGUGUUGGUGGGAUUUGUGGGAGCAUCUGCUUUGUAGCAAGUUUCACGGAUUUGCGCCACAAAAGCGAAACCAGCGAAAUGUUUUACCAUGUAUCUUUGGAGCAUGACAUUCUACUCCAUCCUCGUUACUUUGGGCCAAACCUUUUGAACAUAGUAAAGCAAAAACUCUUCACAGAAGUUGAAGGAACUUGCACUGGAAAGUAUGGUUUUGUAAUAGCUGUAACAACAAUAGACAAUAUUGGUGCUGGCAUGAUUCAGCCAGGUCGUGGGUUUGUUAUAUACCCUGUGAGAUAUAAAGCCAUUGUAUUCAGACCCUUCAAAGGAGAAGUUCUGGACGCUGUUGUGACACAAGUGAAUAAGGUUGGAUUGUUCACAGACAUCGGACCACUGUCAUGCUUCAUUUCAAGACAUUCCAUUCCAGCAGACAUGGAGUUUGAUCCAAGCUCCAACCCACCCUGUUACAAAACAAAAGAUGAGGAUAUUGUCAUUCAGCCUGAUGAUGAGAUCAGAAUCAGGAUAGUUGGUACAAGAGUGGAUGCCAAGGACAUUUUUGCGAUCGGAACACUCAUGGACGACUUUUUGGGUCUUGUCAGCUGAGGGGGUCAAGGGGCUUCAUUUUGUGAUGAAUCGUCUCAUCUUGUACAUAAAAUCAUCAGCUAAAUAAAUUCAUUUAAAAGUUGA
Messenger RNA from Pomacea canaliculata, 716 nucleotides. RefSeq names its product DNA-directed RNA polymerase II subunit RPB7. Gene Ontology annotation, molecular function: single-stranded DNA binding; translation initiation factor binding; single-stranded RNA binding. The transcript has 9 exons. Gene Ontology annotation, cellular component: P-body; RNA polymerase II, core complex. The record is from RefSeq and is a predicted model, not a curated record. Lineage: Eukaryota; Metazoa; Mollusca; Gastropoda; Architaenioglossa; Ampullariidae. The coding region runs from base 114 to 632 and encodes 172 amino acids. Gene Ontology annotation, biological process: positive regulation of nuclear-transcribed mRNA poly(A) tail shortening; DNA-templated transcription; positive regulation of translational initiation.